Messenger RNA from Mycetomoellerius zeteki, 858 nucleotides. RefSeq names its product transmembrane protein 223. Gene Ontology annotation, biological process: nervous system development. The record is from RefSeq and is a predicted model, not a curated record. Bases 97 to 858 code for a protein of 253 amino acids. Lineage: Eukaryota; Metazoa; Arthropoda; Insecta; Hymenoptera; Formicidae. Gene Ontology annotation, cellular component: mitochondrion. The transcript has 6 exons.
CCUGGCACGAUGCCGACGUCCGGAUCUAUCUUAUUGCAGUAUUCGCAAGAAGAACUUGAGUUGCCUUUUGUGACGUAGAAUGAAAACAAUUUAAAAAUGUUGAAUCUAAUUUUGAGGCAUCCUAUUAUUCCUAAAACUUUAUUAACUCAAGUACGAUCUGUCCAUGGAAUAACACAAAAAUAUUUUAUAUAUGACAAGAAUAUAUUUUCAGCAGCAAUGACUGUUAGAAUGUUUCUAACGAGAUGCGCGAGAUUAUCUGAUGGAGCAACACAACAAACAAGUUUCCUUAAACCAAACAAAUUGGUACAAAAUUUAUUAAUACAGCGUCGAAAAAUGUCACGAUUGGAUGUAAAUACAAAUGUACAGAACAAUGUAAUUUUAUAUAAAUAUGAAGGGAGUACAUAUAUCCGAAAUUUGCGAAUUUUUGGAGUUGUACAAUUAUUUUGUUGUUUAGUAUUGGCUUUUUAUAGUUAUACUCCAUCAUUCUGGGAUAUAUACAAGACUGACAUAAACUUAAAAGAAUAUUUGCUGAACCACAUGUUACGAAUUGGCAUAUUUUUUUUUGUAAUUAUGACAGGUCCUCUUACGUGUCUUUACGUUUAUGCUGCAUGUGCUCGUAGCAUCAAAUAUAUUAUUUUAAAUAAAGGCGGUAAAACACUUUCAAUUAUUACUUAUCAUAUGCAAAAGAAGAAAUCCAAAUUAAAUUUACCAGUAGGAGUGGUAAAGUGCACCGCAGACAGACAGGAUGAUACAGGAACAUAUCUACCACUUAAAAUAAAAAAUAAAUCUUUUUAUUACAUAGUUAAUAAAAGUGGCACUUUUGUAAAUUCAAAUCUUUUUGAUCAUAUAAUGGGAUAA